UGUCAAACUGGAGUUCUCCACCAAUCAGGGCCGCUCCUGGGCUCUCCUGCACACAGAGUGUCUUCCGGAGGUGUGUUCUGGAGCCCACCUUCCCCACAGCAGCAUCUACUCCUCUGAGAACUACAGCGGCUGGUCCCGGAUCAGCAUCCCGCUGCCCAACGCCGCGCUGACGGAGAGCACACGCUUCCGCUGGAGGCAGAGCGCUGCCGGGACCGGGAACAUGUGGGCCAUCGACAACGUGUACAUCGGCCCGUCCUGCCUGCGGUUCUGCUCCGGCAGAGGACACUGUUCCCGCACCGGCUGCCGUUGUGACCCCGGCUUCAGCGGUCCGGCAUGUGAGCUGGCGUCACAGGCAUUCCCGGCAUUCCUGUCGGAGAGUUUCUCCAGCACGCGUCUCUCCUCGUACCACAGCUUCAGCUCGCUGCGCGGCGCCGAGGUCAGCUUCGCCUGCGGGGUUCUGGCCAGCGGGAAAGCCCUGGUGUUCAACAGAGACAGCAGGAGACACCUCAUCACCACUGCACUGGACAGCUCACAGGCGAGGUAUCUCCAGUUCACGCUCAGACUGGGCAGCCGCAGCACCUCCAGCUCCUGUCCCGCUCCAGAUCAGCCGGGUGAAGGAGUUCUGCUGCAUUACUCCUCUGACAACGCCGUCACCUGGACACUGAUGGAGCACUACAGCUACCAGGGCUUCCAUGAGCCCAGGAUCGUGUCAGUGGAGCUCCCCCCUGGCGCGCGCAGGUUCGGGGUGCAGUUCCGCUGGUGGCAGCCGUAUCACUCGGGCCGUGGGCAGGACGUGUGGGCGGUGGACGAGAUCAGCAUGACCUCUGACCUCUUCAACAUCAUCAGCCUGGACUUCAGUAACGUGCUGGACGUCACACAGAGCCUGGGCUUCUACCUGGGCAAUGUGCAGCCCUACUGCCAGCACGACUGGACCCUCAGUUUUUCAGGUGACCACGGCUCGUCCUCCAGCAUCCGCUAUGUGGAGACGCAGUCCAUGCAGAUCGGAGCCUCCUACAUGAUCCAGUUCCUGCUGGUGAUGGGCUGCGGGCGCGAGCCGUCGCCACACAUCGACACACAGGUGCGGCUGGAGUUCUCCACCAAUCACGGCCUGACCUGGCAUCUGGUCAAAGAGGCGUGUCUGCCCGGCAUGCCCAGCUGCUCAGAGUUCACUGCACCCAGCGUCUACCACCCGUCUGAGUUCAGCGACUGGAGGCGCAUCACACUCCCGCUGCCGUACAAGACCUGGUCUUCAGCGACGCGUUUCCGCUGGAUCCAGAGCUACUAUCAGGAGCAGGACGAGUGGGCGCUGGACGACAUCUACAUCGGGCAGCAGUGUCCACAGAUGUGCCACGGUCACGGCUGGUGCGAUCACGGCCACUGCAGGUGUGAUGAGGGCUUCUCGGGCUCGGAGUGUGUGCCGGUCAGCCCUCUGUCCUCCAGUGUCCUCUCAGACUUCGAGACUGUGGAGAGUCUGCUGUCCGUCUGGCAGGAGGUGACGGGGGGAGAGCUGGUGCUGCCGGAGCAGGGCUGCGGGGUGGUGUCCUCGGGGUCCUCACUGUACUUCAGUAAGGCUGGACUGCGGCAGCUGCUCAGCGCAGAUUUAGACACGGAGUGGGCGGAGUUUGUGCAGUUCUACCUGCGGAUGGGCGGAGGCGGAGCUGAGUGUAACCAGGGCGACAGCAGGGAGGAGGGGCUUCUCCUGCAGUACAGUAAUGAUGGAGGCAUCAGCUGGGGUCUGAUAGCAGAGAUGUACUUCACCGACUUCACCAGGCCACGGUUUGUACACUAUGAGCUGCCGCUGGCCUCUAAGACCCCCUGCACACGGUUCCGCUGGUGGCAGCCGCUGCACUCGGGCGAGGGCUACGAUCAGUGGGCGAUUGAUGACGUGAUCAUCCUGUCUGAGCGGCAGAAACACAUCGUGCCCGCUGCAGACCCCACACUGCCACAGAACUUCUACGAGAAGCCGGCGUUCGACCAUCCGCUCAGCCAGAUGAGUGUGUGGCUGCUGCUGGGGAACGAAGGCCUGGAGAAGGAGCAGAACGCCAGCUUCUGCUCGCCCGCGCCCUCCGCCAUCAUCUUCGGCCGCGCGGAUGGAGACCGGGUGGCAGUGACCCGAGACCUGGCGCUGCGGCCCGGAUACACACUGCAGUUCAAGCUGAAUAUAGGCUGUGAGUCGGUGUUCAGUGCGUCGGCGCCGGUGCUGCUCCAGUAUUCUCAUGACGCGGGCCGCACCUGGGCUCUGGUUCAGGACGGCUGUUUCCCAGAAUCCCCUGCGGCGUCCGGCUGUGAGGGCAGCGGCCGUGAGCUCCGGGAGCCCAGCGUUUACUACACCGGGGACUACGAGCGCUGGACCCGCAUCACUGUGGUGAUACCACGAGCUGUGGCUGCCAGCAAGACGCGUUUCCGCUGGUUCCAGGAGAGCAGUGUGUAUCGGGACGCUCCCCCCUUCGCUCUGGACGGCGUCUACAUCUCUGAGCCGUGCCCUAAUCACUGCGGCGGUCAUGGAGACUGCAUCUCCGGAGUCUGCUUCUGCGACAUGGGAUACACUGUGGAGCUGGAGCGCUCCAGCUGUGUACCGUCUGCAGUGAGUCCCUCUGAGCUGUCGGACGGGUUCGAGGGUAAGCUGAGCGCGCAGUGGCAGAGUCUGAGCGGCGGGGCGGUGGGCGACGGCUGCGGGACCAUCGGCGAGGGGAAAGGGCUGUACUUCAGCAGUCUGGGCCGGCGGGAGGCUCGCACCGCACCGCUGGACACCACACACACACGGUUGGUUCAGUUCUACAUUCGCAUCGGGGGGAAGAACAUGGGCUCCUCCUGCACUCGGCCCCGCACACGGAACGAAGGUGUGAUCGUGCAGUUCUCCAUCAAUAACGGUGUGCAGUGGCAGCUGCUGCGAGAGCUCGACUUCAGUUCCUUCCUGGAGCCGCAGGUGGUGACCAUCGAGCUGCCGGCGCCAGCCAAAACCCCACACACUGUGUUCCGCUGGUGGCAGCCACAGCAGGGUAAACACUCGGCCCAGUGGGCUCUGGAUAAUGUUCUGAUCGGGAUGAACGACAGCUCCAGAAGCGGAUUCUAUGACACGUUUGACACGGCAGCGCCGCUCAGACACAACUGGUACCGAGUCACCGGAGGAGAACUGGUGGAGGACUGCCACACACACACCACUGUGCUCAACUUCAACUCUGAGGCGCUGGACAAGCGUCCGCGGGUGGCUGAGAGCUGGGACUUCGAGGUGUCUGGCUCCUCCUUCCUGCAGUUUGAGCUGAGCUUCGGCUGCAGUAAGUCUGCAUCUGCAUCUCACGGUGUGCAACUGGAGUUCUCCACCGACUGCGGACGCCACUGGAGCCUUGUGCAGACCGAGUGUGUGCCACCCGCCAUCGGCUGCUCAGCGUACACACAGCGCUCGGUAUACAGCGCUCCGCAACACCUGCAGUGGAGGAGGAUCACUGUAUACCUGCCCAGCGCUGCCAUUUCUCCAAGAACCCGGUUCCGCUGGAUUCAGCCUCACUUUGCUCCCGGAGCUGACGGCUGGGCGCUGGAUAACGUGCUGCUGACGCCCGGCUGCCCCUGGAUGUGCUCAGGACACGGCCUGUGUGAUGGAGGACACUGUGUCUGUGACCCGGGUUUCGGCGGGCCGCACUGUGUGCCUGCAGUCGCUCUGCCGUCCGUCCUGAAGGAGGAUUUUAAUGAGGUCCUGCGCUCAGACGUGUGGCCAGAGGUGUACGGCGCAGAGCGGGGAACACUGAGCGGAGAACCACUGAAGUCAGGAACCGCACUCAUCUUUAAAGGAGAGGGUCUGCGCAUGCUGGUGUCAGCUGAUCUGGACUGCACACACACACUCUACAUCCAGUUCUCAUUCAAGUUCAUCACUAAGGGAGUGCCGGAGCGCUCUCACUCAGUGCUGCUGCAGUAUUCAGUGAACGGAGGGAUCAGCUGGCUGCUGAUAGAUGAGUUUUAUUUCCCCACAUCCACUGACACACUGUUCGUCCACAUGAGCCUCCCUGCCAGCGCACAGACCAACGCUACACGCUUCCGCCUGUGGCAGCCCUACAACAGCGGUAAGAAGGAGGAGGUGUGGGUGUUGGAUGACCUGCUGCUGGACGGAGACUCCCUCAGCAGAGCGCCGCUGGUGCUGGACGGCUUUGAGUCCGGCCCACAGGAGCAGAACUGGCUGUUUUACCCUGGAGGAAACACCGGCUUCUACUGCCCGUACCAGAGAGCAGGAGCGGAAGAGGACUCCGCCAUGGUGUUCAUGUCCAGCGAGCUCGGCGAACACUCCAUCACCACCCGAGACAUCGACGUCAACGAGAACACCGUCAUCCAGUUCCAGAUUAACGUGGGCUGCACCGCCGAGAGCUCCUCGCUGAACCCCGUGCGUCUGGAGUUUUCUCGAGAUUUCGGCGCAUCGUGGCAGCUGCUGGUUCCGCUGUGUGCCGGGGGUCCAAGACUGAGCUCCCUGUGCUCCACUCAGCUGCACCCGGCCAGCGUGUACUACCCCGGAACCAGCCCACGCUGGAGGAGGGAGAGCAUACCGCUGGGCACACUGCGGCUCUGUGGCUCUGUCAGGUUCCGCUGGUACCAGGGCUUUUUUUCGGGUGGUGUAGCUCCGCCCACCUGGGCUCUGGACAGUGUGUACAUCGGGCCGCAGUGCCCAGGCAUGUGCAGCGGGCGCGGUGUGUGUGUUCAGGGCACUCACUGUGACUGUGACCCGGGAUACUCCGGUCCAGACUGCUCCAUCGCGGAUCUGCCCAAUCCAGACUUCCUGAAGGAGGAUUUUGAAGGAUCGGUUCUGGAGUCUGAGCACUUCCGGCUGAUGAGUGGAGGAAAGCCGUCCAGGAAGUGCGGCAUCACCACCAGCGGGAACCACCUGUUCUUCAGCGAGGACGGCCUGCGCAUGCUGGAGACGCUGGACCUGGACCUGUCCAACGCUCGGUUCAUCCAGUUCUUCCUGCGGCUGGGCUGUGGGAAGGCGGCCCCGGACCCGCGCUCUCAGCCAGUGCUGCUGCAGUUCUCGGUGGACGCGGGCCUGACCUGGACUCUCCUGCAGGAGUUCCUGUACAGCAACAGCAGUAACCAGGCUCACCUGGUGGCCCUGGAGAUCCCGCUGAGAGCGCGCACACCCGCGACACGCCUGCGCUGGUGGCAGCCAUCCGAGAGCGGACACUUCCACAGCCCCUGGGUCAUCGAUAAACUGGUGGUAGGUGGCAGUGCCAGUGGCUGGGGGCCGCUGGAGGAUGAUUUCUCCUCCACAGACGGGCGCUCCUGGCUGCUGCACCCGGGCGGCACACGGAUGCCAGUGUGUGGGUCCGAUGGCGCAGCGUUCGCGUUCAUCGAGAAGUCAAACACUCGCUACGGCGUCACCACCGACAUCAGCCUGGGGCCCGACGCCUUCAUACAGUUCGACUUCUCCGCAUCCUGCUCCGUCACAUCCUCCUGCUACACGGUGGAGCUGGAGUAUUCUCUGGAUCUGGGUCUGUCAUGGCUGCCGCUGGUCAGGGAUUGUCUUCCUGCGAGCGCCGACUGCUCCUCAUACACACUGCAGCGGCUGCUGGUGUCUGACACCUACAACAAGUGGGGCAGAGUUACUCUACCCAUACCACACUACGCCAGGUCCUCAGCCACGCGGUUCCGCUGGUUCCAGCCGGCUCCCUUCGAUAAGCAGCAGACCUGGGCUCUGGAUAACCUGUACAUCGGGGACGCCUGCGCAGACAUGUGCUCGGGCCGCGGACGCUGCAGACGGGGCGCCUGUGUGUGUGACCCCGGGUGGUCCGGUGACUCCUGUGAGCAGCCGCUGGCGUCUCUGCCCGUGCAGCUGAAGGACAGUUUCAGCCGAGCGCCGGCGCUCACACACUGGCAGCUGCUGACCGGAGGGAAGAUCAGCAGUGUGUGCGGGGCGGUGGCGUCCGGGUCAGCGCUGCACUUCAGCGGGAGCUGCUCUCGUCAGCUGGUGACGGUGGAGCUGAACCUGACCAGCGCUGAGUUCAUCCAGUUCUACUUCAUGUACGGCUGCAUGGAGGCUCCGAGCACCCGCAGCCAGAGCGUCCUGCUGGAGUUCAGUGUGAACGCAGGCGUGAGCUGGAGCCUGCUGACCGAGAUCUUCUACAACCACUACAGCAAGCCGGAAUUUGUGAAUGUGCUGCUGCCCCCUGCUGCGCGCGUGGUGGGAGUGUGUGUGCGCUGGUGGCAGCCGCAGCAUGACGGCGCCGAGCGCAGCGACUGGGCUCUGGAUAAUGUGCUGAUCUCCGGCUCCGACACACACACACACAUCUCCGACACCUUUGGAGGAGCGGCGGUGCCCAGCCAUGAGCGCACGCCUGCUGACGGCACACACACACACCACAGCGGCUCACCCGCACUCCAUGAGGAGACCAUCGUAAGCGAGCACUGGCUGUUUUCUGAGGACUGCUCCGUCAAACACUUCUGCGGGUCUCCAGACGGGGUGAUGGUGUGCGGGAGCAGCGACGGGCAGGAGGUGUACGCCGUCACACACGACAUCAUUCCUGCUAAAGGCUGGGUCAUGCAGUUCAAGAUUGCGGUGGGCUGCAGUGUGCUGGAGAAGCCCGAGGAGCGGCAGGUUCAUGUCCAGUACUCGGUGAACUUCGGCGUGAGCUGGAAGUAUCUGGUGCCUCAGUGUUUGCCUGCGGACGCUCGCUGCGGCGGCUCGGUGUCACAACCCUCCGCAUUCUUCCCUGCAGACGACUGGAGGAGAGCAGUGUAUCCUCUGCCCGACAGCCUCGCAGACACGACGGUGCGCUUCCGCUUCUAUCAGAGGCACUCGGACACCCAGUGGGCCGUGGAGAACUUCUAUAUCGGGCCGGCCUGUGAUGGGCACUGCGGUGGGCACGGAGACUGUCUGGAGCAGCAGUGUGUGUGUGACCCGGGCUACAGCGGUGCUCAGUGCUACGCCAGCGGGCCGCUACAGGCAUCCUUGAAGGAACGCUUCGACUGGGAUGGGGCCCGCGGGCCGCACUGGCAGCUGCUGGAGGGUGGGCAGCCCUGUGCCCACUGCAGGGUGCUGGUGGAGGGAACGGCACUGUACUUCAGCGGAGCCGGAGCCAGACAGGCCGUCACCAACGAUCUUGACCUGCGCGGUGCAAAGUUUGUGGAGUACUGGGCUAGAAUCGGCAGCGAGGAGAACGUGACUGUGUGUCACCGGCCGGCCUGCCGCAGAGAAAGUGUGCUGCUGGACUACUCUGUAGACGGAGGUGUGUCCUGGACGCUGCUGCAUGAGAUGGACUACCUGAAGUACGCGUCUGUGCGCCGAGACUACAUCGAGCUGCCGGAGCGGGCGCUGACCAACAGUACCCGCCUGCGCUGGUGGCAGCCCUUCGCCCUGAGCGCCGGCCUGGUCCGACCCGCUGCGGGGCGCGCUCAAUGGGCCCUCGACAACAUCCAGGUGGGCGGAUCCGACAUCAACCCCAGCAUGCUGCUGGACACCUUCGAUGACGAAGGAGUCUCUCAUGAGGAGAGCUGGAGCUUCUACCCUAAUGCCGUCCGCACCGCCGGCUUCUGUGGAAACCCGUCCUUCCACCUGUACUGGCCCAACAAGAACCAGGACGGCUCACACAACAUCCUGGCCACCCGCGAGCUCAUCGUCCAGCCCGGGUACAUCCUGCAGUUCAAGAUUGUGGUUGGCUGUGAGGCAGACAGGUGUGAUGACCAUCAUUCAGUACUUCUGCAGUACAGGAAGGAUGCCAGGUCGGAUGUGUGGCAGCUGGUCCAGUCUGCCUGUCUGCCGUCCUCCAUCAAUAACGUGGGCUGCUCACCGUUCCAGUUUCACGAGUCCACCAUCUACAGUCCAGUCAACAGCUCCGCCUGGACCAGAGUCACCAUCCAGCUGCCGGACCACGUGUCCUCUGGAGCGACGCAGUUCCGCUGGAUCCAGAUGGAGGCUCCAGGAGAGCGCUACAGUUGGGCCGUGGACCAGGUUUACAUCGGGGAGGCAUGCGCCGGGCUGUGCAGUGGGCACGGGUACUGCACCAGCGGGCCCGUCUGCAUCUGUGAUGAGGGACACCAUGGCGAUGACUGCUCCUUGUCCAGCACGGAUCUGCCCAGCUCCAUCAAGGAUAACUUUGAGUCAGGCUGGGUGUCAGAGGAGAGCUGGAGCCUGGUGCAGGGUGGCGGGGUGGGCAGUGGCUGUGGGCAGCUCUCUCCUCAUGCCCACGGAGACUCGCUGUACUUCAGCGGCUGCAGGAUACGACAGGCCGUCACCAAAGCCCUGGACCUGACCCGCGCCAGCAAGAUCAUGUUCGUGCUGCAGAUCGGCAGUGUCUCUCAGACCGACAGCUGUAACACUGCGCUGGAUCAGCCGGAUGCCGUGGACCGAGCCGUGCUCCUGCAGUACAGCGUCAACAACGGCAUCAGCUGGCACGUGAUCGCGCAGCACCAACCCAAAGACUUCAUCAAAGCCCAGAGAGUGUCCUACAACAUCCCGCUUGAGGCGCGGGUCCGGGGCGUUCAGCUGCGUUGGUGGCAGCCGCGCCACGAGGGCACAGGGCACGACCAGUGGGCACUGGACCAUGUGGAAGUCAUUCUCACACGCAAACAGAACUACAUGAUGAGCUACUCCAGACAGACGGGUCUGCACCACUACUACAGCCGGAAGAGGCGGGCUCUGCGGCAGAGAAGCUAAAGGAAAGAAGCUCCCGCCGCCGUCACACACAUUACUCUGCUGGCUACAGUCUGCUUUCCCUGAUGAGAAAACACCACGUCAGGUCACUUCCGUCGGCUUCUGGCCAUUCUCUCUCAUCCGAACGAAACAUUGGACCAUAUAGUCCCAUUCCUAGCCAAUCAAUGCCUUCCCAGAGCAGUGUGAUGGGAAAGACCAGCUCCUAAACGUGGCGAUUUUUGUACUCUAUCUUAUGAACUGUUGGGUUUCCUGAUUCUGUUUACUGUACUGUUGUUUGCAUUCUCCUGAUGUGAACUACUGCAAAGCUCUCCCGAUCUCACCUCACCUUCUACCACACUGUGAAGUUAUCCCGAUGGUUACGAUGAUCUUUACUCAUGCUGAUGUAGAUGCAGAGAGGGAAACUGAAGAAGACUGAUGCCGAAACGGUUUCGUGGAUGAAGAUUAUGACGAUGUAUUUUGCUGUUGUGUGUCUGUGGGUUUGUUUUGUGAUGCAUUGGUUGUGGUGUUCAAAUCAUUUGUUAGUUUUAUACUAACUGCUAUCUUUUGGGCUUUGACCAUACUCCUUUGUGAAAUAAGGCACUGGGAGAGGUCGGCCUCAGAGAGGGAAGAAGAAAAUCCUGCAGAGAAGGAAAAGAAAGAGUAUGUUUAAACAGAGAGACUAACAUGUUUUAUUGUUGUUGAUAAAUCACUUUUUUUAUAUAUCAUGGUUCCUUAAGAAUAUUUAUGGUGAACGGUUCUCCACUUAACCUAUUUAAAAUACACUGUGUAAAAAUAUGUUUCUGGUUUGUUUUGGUUAUUUUGGGUUGUUUUUAGGUCAGAUUAUUGGUUGCAAUCCUCCCUCUCAUCAUCAGUGUCCUCCAGUUGUGCUGUUAGACAUUCCCCCAUUUUCACUCUUACUUUGAUUACCUGUCAGUGGUGUUUAUGAUGUUCCCUUCUCCCUUACUUGGUGUAGCUCUCCAAUAUAGCAAGUUCUUGUGUGCAUAUAUAUAUAUGUAUAUAUGCAGGGAUCCAUCAGCCUUAUAAAAAUAAAGAACUGUCGAAACCUCCAA
Messenger RNA from Danio aesculapii, 9675 nucleotides. It is a transcript of the gene reln, whose product is annotated as reelin. The transcript has 50 exons. Gene Ontology annotation, molecular function: lipoprotein particle receptor binding. Gene Ontology annotation, biological process: central nervous system development; neuron migration. The annotation marks the transcript as partial. The record is from RefSeq and is a predicted model, not a curated record. NCBI's taxonomy places the organism in Eukaryota, Metazoa, Chordata, Actinopteri, Cypriniformes, Danionidae.